UCAAUUGUCCUUAAAAAAAAAAAAAAAAACAGGACGAAAAAGAAUGACCUAUCUCCCUUCCACUACAAUUAUUCUGUUCGGGCACAUACAUUGAAUCUUUACUCUUGCAAGGACCAAAAUCGUUUUUAAUUGCUCGCUUUAAAAAAGGACCAAAUUAAUUUGAACGCGCCUGCAUUUUUACCUUUUAUUUUCUUCUUUUUAAAUAAUUCAUCAUAAAAUAAUGUGAAAUUCAAUAAACUUUUCGUUUUAAAAUCUUUUCAAUAAGUUCUUUUUUUCGUUACAUCUUUGUGUUGUGCGACCGUGUGUGUGCAGGGAAGCUGUGUACGGAAAUUUUUGUGUGAACCAUUUUAUUAAUAUGAUGAUAUGGGAUUAAAAGAAUAGAAAAAAAACUAAAAAUGUUUCCUUUCUUCCCCGGUAUACAUUAUAUAAUUGUUACGUAGUUUUUAAUUAAAUAUACCCUAUACGGCUGUUGGUACCUAUCUUUAAGAUAAGGGCUCAUUGAAAUUUUUCUUUUUCUUCACCCUUUAACGAGUCUUUUAACAUCUCCGAUUGAUUUUUUUUUCUCUCCCCUAAUAAAUGCGAGUCGGAUAUCCUGUUUUCAUUUUUUUGUAAUUUUCGAAAAGAAAAAGUGUAUGUAAUUCAUUUUGUGUGCAUAAAAUUAAGAUUGUUUAUGGGAAAAUUAAAUGAGAUAUCCUUUAGAAAAUGAGAAAAGUACAUACCUACAUAAUCAACAAACAUAUGUAGGUCUACAACACAAAUUUGUAUCUGUGGUAAAAAAGCGCAUCCUCUACUAUACUCAACUUAGCUUUCGUCCUUUAUCCAUUGCCUGCCAAAAGUGUGUAAGUGCGAGUGUUUUUUUUGUUCGUGAGUACAAUCGUAAAAUUGGAUUUUUUGACAGCUGUCAAAAAAGAUCUGAUUUUUGAAGAAUAGGGGGACCUACCUAUGCAAAGACUCUAUUGAUACAUAUACAUAGAUAUACCUACUUAAAUGUCAUUUAUUUAUCUCUCGUGGAUGAGCUAAAGUUUUAAUGUAGGCAACCAUCAGGACGAAAAGAUUCGGCACCAUAAAAUAUAUUUUAACCAUAAAGUUUUUUUUUUUUCAUAAAAUCCCAGGAUACAGUUUAUGAAAAUGUACAAAGAAUAUAACAUUUUAACGAGAAAAUUUAUGAGCUUCCAAUAUAAGUGAUUGGGCAAGUUGUAUGAAAUCAUAAAUUUGAAAAGUUUUUUUCUUUAUUCCGUUGGAAUGGGAUAAGCUAAGGAAUUGUUGUGAUGUGUUGAAGAAAAAAAAAGCCAAAGGAUUACGAACGAAAAUGAGUAUUACUAUGAGAAGACUUGUUCUUUCCGCCAAGGACCUCAAUAUACCAAGUAGGAUGAAAAAAUCUUCCAAUAAUAUAAUUACAACAGCUUGUUAUAAUCAAAUGUUGAAUUAGUUAGGCAACUAAAAAAUAUACAUAAUACAAGUGUUUAACUAUCAAAGUUGUGAAAAAAAAAAUGCAUUUCAAUUACUUAAACAUACAAAAAUAUUGAAAUCUAACACUUUCAGUGUUGUGACGAUCAAAAUCCUUAUCCUUCUAUUCGAGGAAAUCGUUUGGCCUCCUAGUGACCAUAAUAGUGUAGAUAGCGGUAGUCUUUUAUUGUAAUUUGAUAGUUCAAACAUAUUAAUAUUAUAACGAAGGAUGUAAAAAUGUCAACAUGUUCAAUAAGAAUAUAUUCGUGUUCGAUAAAUGUGCUUGAGAAAAGUUAGCAAAAAUUUAUUUGAUUAUACUCAGUGUCCAGCGCCGCCUGGUGUGCUAAUUAUACACACAACGUGGAAUACAAAGAUAAAAAAGUGUGUGUGUAUGUGUGUAAAUUGGCGCGUAGCAUAAGUUCUAGUAUGAAGCUGGCCUAAAUGAAGAAUGAAGAAACAAAAUGUUCGCACGAUAUCAUUGAUCGUGUGCACAUUUACUUAUCUAUUGGUUGGUGCCGCAGUUUUUGAUGCACUCGAAUCGGAAACAGAGAAAAAACGUUGGGAAGCACUCCAAGCCGUUGAAGAUAUGAUUAUACGAAAAUAUAAUGUAUCACAAGAAGACUUCAAGGUAAUGGAAACUGUUGUCUUAAAAUCAGAGCCACACAAAGCCGGCCAACAAUGGAAAUUUACGGGAGCAUUUUAUUAUGCUACCACCGUUCUAACCACGAUCGGCUAUGGACAUUCAACACCAAGCACAAUUGGCGGUAAACUCUUUACAAUGUGCUAUGCGAUUGUUGGCAUUCCAUUGGGUCUUGUAAUGUUCCAAAGUAUUGGAGAAAGAGUGAAUAGACUGAGCAGCUUUGUUAUACAAUCAGUGAGGAUAUCACUUCGCUGUAAACGAACUGCUGCUUCCGAAGUAGAUUUAAUUUGUGUUGUUACAACUUUAAGCUCUCUAACGAUAGCCGGUGGUGCUGCGGCCUUCUCGAAAUUUGAGGGCUGGAGCUAUUUUGAUUCAGUAUAUUACUGUUUUAUUACUCUAACUACUAUAGGUUUUGGGGACAUGGUAGCUUUGCAAAAGGAUAAUGCCCUCAAUAAAAAACCCGAAUAUGUAAUGUUCGCAUUAAUAUUCAUUUUGUUUGGAUUGGCAAUUGUGGCCGCUUCACUGAAUCUCUUAGUUCUCAGAUUUGUAACAAUGAAUACAGAGGACGAGCGAAGGGAUGAGGCUCAAGCAAUGCAGGCUCUUCAAGUUGCUGUGCGUUUAGAUGGCGAUGUUAUAACAGCAAAUGGUUCCAUAUUAAGUGGCUAUACGGGUCAUGAGUUGCAGUCUAUAAAUGCUGACGAUGCAUCGAUAUGUUCGUGUGCCUGUUUUAGGGCAAGUCGACAUAAAAAAAACUCGAAUGAAUUUCAAUCUCAAAUAAAUUCAAUUGAAGGCAAUAUGCACCAAUAUAAAGUUCGUAGAUCACCAUCACACAUAAGACAUUUGCUGCCCGAGGUAGUUCCAAUGAAAGAUUUGACAUUUGAUACGCAUAGUACGAGUGGCAGUGCCAUGCAGUCAAGACCUCAAUCACAUCUUUUAAAAAGAAAUGUAUCGCUUUUAUCCUUUCGAAUCUAAUUAGAUAUUUAAGAAUAGAAUAAUGAAAAAAAAAAAAAAAUACAAGAAAACCAAACACACAAAAUAAUUU
Molecule: messenger RNA, 3128 nt
Organism: Episyrphus balteatus (marmalade hoverfly)
Lineage: Eukaryota; Metazoa; Arthropoda; Insecta; Diptera; Syrphidae
Gene: Task6
Product: two pore potassium channel protein sup-9
Exons: 7
Coding region: 1895-3058 (387 amino acids)
Biological process (GO): stabilization of membrane potential; potassium ion transmembrane transport
Cellular component (GO): membrane
Molecular function (GO): potassium ion leak channel activity
Source: RefSeq, a predicted model, not a curated record